This is a messenger RNA of Astrephomene gubernaculifera, 1113 nucleotides long. Lineage: Eukaryota; Viridiplantae; Chlorophyta; Chlorophyceae; Chlamydomonadales; Astrephomenaceae. The record is from the annotation of a GenBank genome assembly.
AAGCUACAGAGGUUUUUCUCAGCAGUGCAUUGUAUGAAUACCAGUUGUUAUUCAGGCUAGUGAAAAACGUUGCUUUUGAAACUUCCAGUUUCAUUGUAAACGCCAGAAUGGCUCAACCUGGCGCAGUUGCGCCGACCAGCGUUGCGUCUCCUACCAUAGGCCUUAGUGUUCCGGUCGUGAUAGCAACACGUCUUAAGGACUAUGCAGCCAACAUUGUCAAGCAGGGCAAGCCCUGGAGCGAGCUUAUUGACAAGAAUGCGCUAUCAAAGCCCAGCAGCUUCGCUGAGGCGACAUCGCGGUUGCGAAAGAAUGCGAACUACUUCAAGGUCAACUACUUGAUCAUGAUGGUGCUCACCACGGCCCUUACGUUCAUUAUGCACCCCUCGUCUUUGCUGGUGCUGGCGAUGCUGGGAGCAAGCUGGGUGUACGUGUUCUGUAUCCGGACAACACCACUGCAGUUGGGAGGGCGUACCCUCAGCGAGCGGGAGAAGCUGCUUGGCAUGUCCGCUGUUUCAUUCGUUACAAUCUUCUUUCUGACCAGCGUGGGAGCCGUCUUCUUCUCGGCUCUCAGCCUUAGCCUCGCGGUUAUCGCCUUGCACGGCGCUUUCCGCGAGCCCGACAACUUGUUCAUUGACGAGGGCGAGACGCAGCAGGGCUUCAUGAGCAUAUUCUCAGCGCCAGCCCUGCCCACGACGCUGGCGACAGCGGUAUGAGCGGCGGCGGGGGCGCCAGCCUUUGCAGUCGGCGCAGUCCAUAACGGCCCCUAACGGAUGGCCGUGUUGUGUUGCGACAGUGGAGGAUUUUAUGGCCGCGCAGGGGCCUCGAAGCACUGUCAGCCGCAUUGUCACUCAGCCGCAAUGUCGUCGUGGCGGCCGUGGAGGGGCAUAUAGUGUACUGGUUUGGAGGGGCAUGGUUUGAGCAACGCCUAGCAUGCGGCUGACGCAAAGCAUGGAGACAGGCUGUUUGCCUGCUUUUUAUUGCAUUGGUCUUUCACCUAGGGGAGGGGCUGUGUACUUGGUCUGACAUCCAGCUGAUGGCUUGGUAGUUGGAAUUAGGUGGUUUUGGUGCGAAGUGGUGAGUAAGGGGGCUGGGUGGUUGCUGAGUGAUGCGAUG